AUGUACAGAACUACAAGGUCCCCAAUGAUGCAGCCUCUGGUCAACUCAGGAAUGGGCGUGGCGCCUUUCUUCAAGGUGACUGUGUUUGAGCAGGAGCAUUUCCAGGGCAAGUCCCUGGAGUUCACCUCUGAGUGCAGCAACGUCCAGGAGUGCGGACUGGACAACAUCCGCUCCAUCAGGGUGGAGAGCGGAGCCUGGGUGGGCUUCGAGCACCAUGACUUCCAGGGGCAGCAGUUCAUCCUUGAGAGAGGAGAGUACCCCCACUGGGAUGCCUACAGCGGUUCGCUCUCCUACCACGUGGAGCGCCUCAUGUCUCUGCGCCCCAUCUACUGCGCUUCCCACCAAAGCAGUCGCAUGAUCAUCUUCGAGAAGGAAAACUUCAUGGGCCGCAGUGUGGAGAUCUGUGACGACUACCCCUCUCUGCAGGCCAUGGGCUGGCUGAUGCCUGAAGUUGGCUCUAUGCACGUGCAGUGCGGCGCCUUUGUGUGCUACCAGUACCCUGGCUACAGGGGCCAGCAGUACAUCAUGGAGUGUGAGAGACACAGUGGAGACUAUCAGCACUGGAAGAACUGGGGCUCCCACUGUCAGACCCCCCAGAUCCAGUCCAUCAGGCGCAUCCAGCACUGAGAGGAGGACAGGCUGAGACUGAGGCCACGGCCCACAGACAGCACCUGCCCUUGACACCCCCCACCCAUAACCCCCUCCUCUUUCUUUCUUUCUUUUUCUCUUUGUUCCUUUCCUUCCUCUUGACUUGAGCCGCAACAGCCGCCCCAACCCGAGUCACCACCACCACCGAUUUACAGCCGCUGCCAGAGUGCGAUAAGAGACAAUAUCGCACUGUUAAAGCACAGGGAAACACAUGCUCCACCCACACACACAUGCCGACAUAACUGACACUCACACAGUGUCUUUUUACUUGGUUUAGAGGUCCCUACGCACUCACACACUCAAACACACACCUGCGCUGCAGUCUCACCUGAGCUGGGCGAUGAGUAGAGCAUUUCCUCAGUGAGCUGGAACCAAACAGAGGGAAGAAGAACGACCACGAGAACCUCCCAAGCUCCACUCACUCUCCUCAGUGCAGCAGACUGUGCUGCGGUGCAGCUCAGAUGUGUUUUGUUGUUGUGUGUAGGAUGUUGA
This is a messenger RNA of Xiphias gladius (swordfish), 1140 nucleotides long. It is a transcript of the gene cryba1l1, whose product is annotated as crystallin, beta A1, like 1. The coding region runs from base 1 to 627 and encodes 208 amino acids. Gene Ontology annotation, molecular function: structural constituent of eye lens. The transcript is spliced from 5 exons. NCBI's taxonomy places the organism in Eukaryota, Metazoa, Chordata, Actinopteri, Istiophoriformes, Xiphiidae. Gene Ontology annotation, biological process: visual perception; lens development in camera-type eye. The record is from RefSeq and is a predicted model, not a curated record.